Messenger RNA from Orbicella faveolata, 1451 nucleotides. Its product is annotated as regulator of microtubule dynamics protein 1-like. Gene Ontology annotation, molecular function: microtubule binding. The record is from RefSeq and is a predicted model, not a curated record. Lineage: Eukaryota; Metazoa; Cnidaria; Anthozoa; Scleractinia; Merulinidae. Gene Ontology annotation, cellular component: mitotic spindle pole; mitochondrion; spindle microtubule.
GACAUGAUGUUUAGGCCUAUUGUGAACACAGCUAUUGUCUAAUAAUUUUUAGAUAUAUCUUUGUUGUAGGUUUACAUACUAUGUACCCAGCUGGUGACAAAAUCUCGAUCCGUUCCUCCAUUGCUUGCUCUUGGUUGGUGGGGAGCAUCCAAACCUCAGGAAGCACAAACUUCUGCUACAUCAGAAUCAAUAAAAAUGAGUCAGUUAGAACUUGAUAUAAAGACAGCAGAUGAAUUAUAUGAUGACAACAAAAUACAAGAACAGUACGAUCUACUUCUCAAACACAAAGAUUCACAAAAUGCUGAGAUAGAGUGGAGAUUAGCUAGAUCAUGUAGAGUGCUGGCAGAAAAUAACAAAGAUAAAGACACAAAGAAACGAUUGACAUAUAAAGCUCUGGAACAUGCUGAACUUGCUUUGAGGCUUGAUGACAAGAACUUUGCUUGUCAUAAGUGGUAUGCCAUUGCCCUUUCCAUUGUUGGUGACUAUGAAGGAACAAAAGCUAAAUUAGAAAAUGCAAAGAUCAUGAAGGAACAUUUUGAGAAGGCAAUUGAAUUGAAUCCAACGGAUCCCACUUCCCAGCAUUUACUUGGUCUCUGGUGUUUUACUUUCGCUGACAUGCCCUGGUACCAAAGGCAAAUUGCCGCUACUAUCUUUGCUGACCCGCCGGAAUCUUCAUACGAGGAGGCUUUGGGACAUUUUAAGAAAGCUGAAGAAUUACAACCAAACUUCUUCAGUAAGAAUCAUCUGUUGCUGGGAAAAACGUUUCUACGAGAAAACAAGAAGGAGGAAGCAAAACUGUGGCUUGAAAAGGCGGCGAACAGUAAUCCGGGUAUAACAGUUGAUGAUGAGAUGGUACGUACAUUGUUAGUUCUUGAUGAGGGACGCCCCUUCAACACGGUUAAAAAUUCGUCAGCUAAAACGACUAAUAACUAAUAGUAAAAAAGUAAUUAAAUUAAGAAAAAAAGGCUGCUUAUGUUGGUUUUGUUACAAUAACGUUCCUUUACACUCACUGAGUUCUCUUUUCACAUGCAUUUAACUUUUGAAGUAAUCUAAUUAAAUUCUCAAUGUCACGGUCUUAUUUGAUAACUUCUCUUGUAAAAUACAUAUUGAUUGACUCAUUCUCCCUGUAGUCAGUUGACUGGACUAACUGGAGUGUUGAAGGACAGAUCAUAACAGCACCGUACAGAAUCUGCUCUGCAGCUCUCCUUCCGGUGUCACACCUAAACAUUGUUUUAAUUUUUAUAGUAUUGUACAACAACCCGGGAACAUCGUGUCAUUCUACUCUUGUUUGUAUUUACAGGCACAGGAGGAGGCCAAAAAAUUGUUGAAGAGUCUAUAGACGGACUGACAAGUUAUUAUCAUUAAUGAAAAUGUUGCUGAUUGUUGGGUUAUUUAAUUUUAUAACGCUUGGUUGUUCUUGCAAACACAUUAAAAACAUGCCGUGAAUUUGA